Molecule: messenger RNA, 2677 nt
Organism: Papaver somniferum (opium poppy)
Lineage: Eukaryota; Viridiplantae; Streptophyta; Magnoliopsida; Ranunculales; Papaveraceae
Product: CO(2)-response secreted protease-like
Exons: 11
Coding region: 107-2410 (767 amino acids)
Biological process (GO): proteolysis
Molecular function (GO): serine-type endopeptidase activity
Source: RefSeq, a predicted model, not a curated record
CUUCCCAGUAAGACAUACCGGUUAACCCACAGUUGAUUCAGUUGUUGUUACAUUUCUCUAGCUAUACUCUAAUUACGGCUUAUUUACUUGAGAUUUUCUAAGAAUCAUGGCGUUGUCAUUUGAGCACCUUCACCGUAAUCUCUUCUAUUUGAUUUGUCUUCUUUCGCUCCUUGCUCUUUCCCUCCUCCAUCCAGUCGCUGCUAAUCCGGUCGCAAAAUCAUACAUUGCGUAUAUGGGAAGAAGCACCAAGGAACAAGGAGAUAUUGAAGAUGCGAAACUAUCUCAUCUGACACUAUUAUCGUCAGUCAUUCCGAGUGGAGAGAGCGAAAGAUUGUUUCUCAAACAUGUAUACCAUCAUUCUUUUAAAGGGUUCUCAGCUAUGCUUACUGAAGAAGAAGCUUCAAUACUAUCUGAGAGCGAUGAGAUUUUGUCCAUAUUCCCUGAUACGGAGCUCGAUCUUCACACUACACGUUCAUGGGAUUUCCUGGAGAGUAGCUCAGGCAUGGCGCGAAUUCAGCGUCUAUAUCCAAAUGGUUCUAACGAUGUCAUUGUUGGAGUCAUAGACUCAGGAAUUUGGCCGGAAUCUCCGAGUUUCGAUGACGAUGGGUUCAGCGAGAUCCCUUCAAGAUGGAAAGGGACUUGCAUGGAAGGCAGUGAUUUCAAAAAGUCUGACUGUAACAGAAAAUUAAUAGGUGCAAGAUACUAUGACCUCACCGAGUCAAGCAGCAAUGAUACAGUAGGUUCGCCAAGGGAUGAAACAGGUCACGGGACUCAUGUGACAUCUAUAGCCGUAGGUAAUCUGGUACCCAACGCUAACGACCAGGGGCUUGCGAGAGGAUUAGCAAAAGGUGGCUUUACAUCAAGCAGAUUUGCAGUCUAUAAAGUUUGUAACAGUGUUAGUUGUUCUGCUUCUGCGUCACUGAAAGCCAUUGAUGAUGCAAUUCAAGAUGGAGUUGAUAUCAUAUCAAUUUCAUUAGGAAUGUCAAUCCAAAACUCGACGUUUUUAGACGAUCCAAUUGCCUUAGGGUCCCUGCAUGCUGUUCAAGCAGGGAUUUUGGUAAUUGCUGCUGCGGGGAAUAGCGGGCCAAAUCCAAAAACUGUCGUCAACACCGCACCCUGGAUUAUGACUAUUGCAGCAUCUUCAAUUGAUCGGACGUUCGGUUCUAAUAUAGUUCUUGGUAAUAACAAAGUCAUUCAAGGCUUUGGCGUAAACUUCAACAGCACCAAAGCCUUUCCUCUUGUCUUCGGAGGAGAUGCCGCUGUUAACUCCAGUUUCUUUAAAGCCGCAAGCAACUGCGCUCCAGAAUCAUUAGACCGUAAAAAGGUUGAGGGGAAGAUAGUCCUAUGUAUGGACGACGAGGAAUAUAGAAACCUAACGAGAAUAAAAAAGGAAAAUACCGCCUGGUUUGCUUUUGCAGAAGGUUUGAUUUUGGUUGAUCAAGCGAUACAACGUUCGUUCCCGUUUAGUGGUAAUGCAGCUUAUACACAAGUUGACAACACCGGUGCAGCACAAAUACUUGAGUACAUUAACUCAACCAAGAAUGCAACUGCAACAAUCCUUCGAUCGGUAGAUAUACUAAAGUUUGAACCUGCACCUGUUGUUGCCGAUAUGUCAUCUCGAGGCCCUGGAAAACUAACAGAAGGCAUUCUCAAGCCAGACUUGGCAGCUCCAGGUGUUGGCAUAUUGGCCGCAUGGCCACCAACUAAUGACGAUGGAGACUUCACCAUGGGAAAACCAACCGGAUUUGCAAUGGCAACUGGUACUUCACAGGCUUGCCCUCAUGUUUCAGGUGCGGCUGCAUACAUGAAAUCAGUACGCCCAAAAUGGACACCGUCCAUGAUCAGAUCAGCUCUCAUGACAACAGCAACAAUAACUAACAAUGCUGGGAAUCGUAUAGCGAACGGAACUGACGCUUUUGCAAGUCCACAUGAGAUGGGUGCAGGCCAAAUGAAUCCAAAUGGUGCUCUUCAUCCAGGAUUGGUAUACGAAACCAAUACAACGGAUUAUCUAAACUUUCUCUGUCACUUUGGUUAUGAAGCCAAAUUAUUGCGCUCCAUGUUCGACGAUAAAUUCUCUUGUCCUACCAACUCUUCAGAAGAUCUCAUCUCCGAUAUCAACUUUCCAUCUAUCUCCAUUGGCAAGCUUCAAGGUGCUCGGACAAUAACACGAACAGUAACAAAUGUUGGCCACCGAAAUUCAACUUACAAUGUGAAAAUAGAUUCGCCUGAUGAUUUGGUAGUUCGUGUUUCACCAGAGAAGCUUGUAUUUUCUCCUGAACAUAGAAAAGCUUCUUUCGAGGUCUCAUUCGACGGGAAAGGUGCAACAACAAAAGGGUACAAAUUUGGGUCAGUGAAUUGGUCAGAUGGGAAGCAUUGGGUUCGAUUGGUAUUCGCUGUGAAUGUCAUAUAGACAAGGAUUACUACUCCUGCAGAAUGUCUGACACUAUAAAGAACAUUUUGAACGAGUGUGAGAGUGAGUUCUCAUGAUAGGGGCACAUGAGAGAGCUGCUGUUGCUGUUAUUUCUUCUGGCCUCCGUUUGGAUUUCUUAGAGCAUUGUAAAUUUUUUCGGUUUGUUUUGCAAAAGGAGAUCGGACAACUUUGUCUGAUAAACUACUUGAAUCUUUCUUGCUCAUGCUUUAGCUCUGUGUCUCAUAUGAACCACCGUUUCCUCUGGAA